Plutella xylostella (diamondback moth) is the source of this 1732-nucleotide messenger RNA. RefSeq lists its product as uncharacterized. The record is from RefSeq and is a predicted model, not a curated record. NCBI's taxonomy places the organism in Eukaryota, Metazoa, Arthropoda, Insecta, Lepidoptera, Plutellidae.
CCGCGACACUGAAAACACACCAAGAUCAAGGUCUUUAGCAGCCAGAUUCCAAUGUCAACACGCUAAUGGCCUCACAUUACAUUACUACAUUUUCGUAACGAAUACGCGAUCACAAGUCACGUACACAGCCUAUUAGCCGCUCACCUCGUCAAGCGUGCCCUUACACGCCACUCGGCGUUCGCAUUAACAACUCCUUAUCAUUAUCAAACAGCUAUACACAAUUCGCGACUGUCGCAUCACAAUCGUUUCCCAGUCUCAGUGAAGUGCGCACGUGAAACGUGAAGCUAGUGAGUUGGUCGAAUGCGGUAGCGUCAGCGAUGGAGAGUGCGGUCCACGCGGCAGUGCCGCUGCGGGUGGGGAAGAAGAUGCGGAAGCGGCGCGAGCUGGACGCGCUGGUGGGCGGGGGCGGGGGCCGGGGCGGGCGGCUGCUGUCGGCCUCCAGUGAUGAGGGGGAGCCGUGGGCGCGCCGCAGCUGCCGCCGCCGCCGGUCGAGGCCCUUCGUCCGGCUGGCGGCGGCGCUGGCGCUGUGUGUGUGCGUCGUGUCGGCCGCGACCGUGCUCUGGCUGUUUGUCGAUGUGAGGCGCCAGAUCGUGUCGCUCAGGAUCGAGAUGGAUAGAGUGUCAACAAGCAGCGACGGCGUCGGUGACGCCCUCCAACUCUGCCACACAGCAGCCAAAGAACUCCGAGCGAACGCAAGCGAACUGAGCGUCCGGCUCGCUCGGCUGGAACUGGAGCACUCGGAGCUGGCCAAGCGAGUCGAGCAAGCGUCGAGCGAGCUGUCGCAGGUGUCGGAGCAGCUGUCCGCGGCGCCCAAGCUCGCUGACACGCCGAGACGCUUAGCUGAGCUGCAGAGGAAUGUCGCUGACUUCGGUUCGCAGAUCAACGGCUUCGACAGCGCGCUAAAGUCAGCGCACAAGCUCGCACUAACCGCCACAUCAGGGGUCGACGAGGUCCGCACCAGUCUCCACGACCUGGAGGCUCGCACCAACGAGACUAUCGCCAAUGUGACGGCUACUGCCAAGCGGACGGGAGAACUUGAGGUGCAGAUAGGCGCUGUCAAUGCGACUGUCAAUGCGAGAGUGCAGGAGUUCCAGACGAGGUUGGAGGCUGCUACGCGCACGACGAGCACAGUGGCGCCGACGGCCGCGCCCUCCACCACGCAGGUGACCAGUGGCGCCCCCACCACAAGCAGCACCACCACCGCCGCGCCGCCGCCAGGGCCGCCGGUCAAACCGAACAUACUUCAGUGAAGGAACUUCCUGACCAAUGGUGGAAUAAAUUGUAAGGGAUUGCUCAGAAACUUUGAUCUCAAAACCAGCACAUGACGUCCACACGACAAAUACCUGCCAAUGUAGUUGUACCCCUUGUUUUGAGAGAAAAGUCGAAAACGAACCCUCCAAAGAAGUAUAAUAAGAGUGAGUUUUGAACGAUUCAACGUGCUAAGUCAACGACUCGGCCAUAUUUUGUGCGUAGUGUUUCGAGUAUAGUUUGGCCUUAAUAAGUAUAAAGUGAUUACUUUAAAUUAGGUACUUGUUAAGUUGCAAUACUGUGCGGUGGAGUGAGAACUCAAAAUACCAAUGUAAAUAAGUAUUUGAAUAAAUUUAGACUUUAUACACGAAACAUAGGAUGUGCGAGUGUUUAGUUUUGUUUGAAGAAGGAGUGACCGCACUUUGCGACCUCGUGUUGAUACGACGGAGUGUGUUUAAUUAUAAAAUAAAUUAUUGUUAAUAGA